GGUGUUAGCUGACGUUUAUUGCAAUUGUUUUCAUUUCUUAUAUUUUGGUCAUAUUCCUCCUUAAGGCGCAUUUGAGAAAUAAACUCCACAAAUUUUGGCCAAAAAAUGGGAGGCAAAACAAAGCAGACACAACGUACUAAAAAUAAUGCAAAGCCCUCGAGCAGUGCACGUAGUGCAGAAUUGCUGGGUUCAGCACCCACAUUUGUGGGCUUUUCCGCACAUUCCGAUUUUGGUAUUAUACCAUUUGCUCCCGGUUUUUCAACAGUUGAACAAAUGCCUGAUACGUUCGAUGCCAGCAUAAGUCCACAAUAUCAGUUGACCAUGAAGAAACUUUCUAAAAAAGAUCCGAUGACUAAGAAAAAAGCCUUACAAGAAUUAAUCGAUUUGAUUAAUAACUCGGAAAUGGAUGAACUAAAAAUGAUUUUACCUUUAUGGCCCAAAUUCUAUCAAAAUCUGGCCACCGAUCCGGAGCACAAUGUACGCGAAUUAGCCCAGACAGUGCUGCAGCUAUUGGUGUCUAAAUGUAAAAAGGCAGUGGCACCGUAUUUGAAACAGCUAGUGCCUGUCUGGUUGGCCAGUCAAUAUGAUAAUUACGCACCGGCGGCUAGUAUAGCCAGUGCUUCCUUCAGCGGAACUUUUGCCAACAAUGCCAAUCGCACUCGUGAGGUUUGUCUGCAUUGUCAAAGCGAGAUAUUGGAAUAUGCCAUGCGUAACUUGACCUUUCACACGGCUUCCACACUAUCAACGGGAAAGAACCUAAAACCCGAAGAAGCCGAACAGAAAUAUCAACGUGUUGUUGUGGGCAGUUUGAAGGAACUUUCCUUUUUUGUUGAACACACUUUGGAGGCCGAGGAUCAAACCCAAUUGCAGGAGGGCCUAAAGAAGUUGUUGGACCAUCAAAAGUUUUGGAGUUUUUGCAAAAAUAAACUCAAUGCCAUCAAAGCUGCUUGGUUUGAACUGAUGUAUCAUUUACUGCAAAAUCCUAACCAACAAGAAAUUUUUGUUACACAAAAAUCUCAAAUGAUAACAAUAGCUUUUCAAAAUAUUGAUGAAUCCGAUCCCCUGGUGGCACCUCAUAUAUGGGGUUGUAUACUGCUCAUACAAACGAAUUACAAGGAUUGGCAUCAAACAAUUGAUUUUCAUAAAAAUGUCUGGCCCAAAUUUACUUAUUUACAACGUAAUGCCUUCAAUCGUAAUGCUCAAGCCAUUUGUCCCAACAUUCUGCCAUUUUUCUCACAAUUAUCACAUGUAACAAACGAUAUCGGAGAAUAUCAAAGUUUAGUAAAGCAAUUUUUCGACAAUAUUAGAGAUGUUAUAAUUAUGGAAAACUCCACACUCAACAUAUCGAAACAGGACAAUAAAAUGAUAAUAAAAACAUACUUUGAAUGUGUGCGUUAUUUAAUACAGAAAAUCCACAAUAAAAAAGAAAACACCCAGGAGGAGGAGAAAGCUAUGGUAUUGAAAUUAUUAGAGGAAAAUAUGGUGGAGCCGAUAAAAUGGUGCCUCACAAGUGCGGAAAGCUUAACAACAAAAUAUUUCUUCCAACACACCUCCACUUUAGUGGCCUUCUUUGACAAACAAGCUGCCAUAUCGUCAUUGUAUCAACAGUUAUUGGACAGAUUUUGGUUUUUGUUAUUCACUUUUAUACCCGAAGAGCUCAAGAAACCCGAUGUUAGUGAAUUGUAUUUAGAGCGUGUUAUAGAACUGAUAAAUGAUUUGUAUGUAGCAAAUCCCCAUUUAGAAGAACAUAAAGUUAAAUUCUUAGAAGAUGUAGAUAAGAACUUAGAGAAAACUGAACGUCCUGCUACACCUAAGGAACCACAUACCACGGCAGCUUUUAUACAAAAAGAGCUGAAACAAUUGGUUUUACAAUUGUUGCGCAUUUGUUUCAAUAAAACUACAGCUUUGAAAACUUCCAAAUAUAUUAAACAUGUACGUUUGUUGUGUAACAUGUUUAGUGACAGGGAAUUUUUCGCUAAAGUAAGUGAAGAUGGCAAACUGGAGACUACCUUAAAGACACUGGUUGAUUUGUUAAAGUCGUCGAUCUUGGAUAAUGAAGCCUGUGAAACUGUGGUGGAUGUAGUGUUUGAAAUUUUGCUAAAUUUGGAAAAACAACAACGAUUUGAAUUCAUCGAAAGGGAAUUGAUGAAGAUUCCGCAUCACGUAACCCAAACCUUGGUACUGCAACGUCUACUCUCACAUCCCUUGUGCAUAGAACCCGAAGUGCGUAGCAUAUUGUCACAAAGCGAAACCACCGAAAUCAUCAGUAAAAUUGCCCGCGAUGUUGUCGCCAACAAUUCCAAGGAUCUGUUUAACCUAUUGCACAAGUGUUUCUUUGAAACCGAUAGCGGUGAAAUUUUAAUUUCAUCCAAAACCGUCGACUCAAUACUCAACAUACUAUCGGAGCCAUUGGUGCAGGCGCAGCAAGAUAAUGAGAAUACCAAUACAGAUGUAGAUGCCUGCGGCAGUUUUAUAGCACAAAUAAUGCCAGUCGUGUGUUCAAAUGAAAACUCAACGCGUGCGGUACAACAUAAAGUAUUUCUAAGGCUGUUUAAAUUUAGUAUAGAAAAAUCCGUCAAUGAUUAUAUAUCAGAGGAUACGUUGUGGGAAAUAACCACCUGCUGGCAGGAUGCUUUAUCCAGUGAAGAUAUUAUCAUAGAUGAGGAGUUGUUGCAAAAAUGUACUGAAAUAGUAGAGCAACAGGCGGCCAAUGAAAACAUAACAAUCACAGCUAUAGAUUCUAUGGCAGAAGCAAUGGCUAAAUUUGUUACUUGCUCUACUGAGAAUACAGAAGAAGAAAAAGAACGUUCUUUGAAGAUUGAUGAAGUUUUGAAGACUUUAUUGAAAAAUAAUGCAAAUGACAUACAAGAUCUCUUUAAUGUUUGUGUUUUUAUAGAGUCGUUAAAGGGAGCCGCAACUCCCUCUAGUGAUUUUACACAAAACAUAAAAAAUAUCAGCGAUUUGAAAUUAGUAUUACAAAAAUCGUUACUAAAUUUCUCUACUCUAUGCAAGUUGGUGUGCAAAUCAUCUAAGGCUCAAGCUUUAUUAGACAAUGCUGAGGUCAAUGAAGAUGAAAUCACCGAUGACUAUUGUGAUCCUAAUGAAAAUUUAUUGAAAAUAUGGUCGGAGUUCUUGCAAACCCAGCUGUUGCAAUACAUUAACAUAGCAGCUUGUGGUGAUGCCUUAGUUACUUACACCGAUAAAUUGGAUAAAAGACUAGAAGCUUUAUGUUUGGAACUCUCCGAAAAGGUACAAUUGCUGUUGCGCCAAUCCGGAGAACUAAGUGUUACCCUCAAAGAAAGACUGCUAGAGGCAGCAGCUAAAGAAGAAGCCAUCAUCUAUUGUCGUGCUCUACCCUAUCUAGUGAAUAUUGAGCAAUAUGCUCAAUUUGAGGAGAGUGGCAUGCUACUUUUGGCCGAAGAUUUGCAAGAAUACUUUGUGGCCCAAAAAGCUUACAAGGCCUACAUAAAUACUCUGCAAUAUUUAUUGCCUAAAUUGGAAGACAAAACUAUCAGCAGCCAAUGUCCCAUAAUGCGUUGUGAACCUUCUGAUAUGUGGAUAAGAGCGGCCGUUUUUCGUACUUUAAUUGAGAAUAAUUUCUCUUCAGCAUAUAAUGAGAAAUCUGAUCAUAAUAUUGUUACCUCCACAGUGCAGUUUAUAACACAACAUGCGGAUAAGUUGCAUACACAAAAGGAUUUGCUGUUAUAUCAAACAGAGAUACCAACACAAGGCAUAGUUAAUGUUUUAAAUGCUGUGGAAUAUAUGAACUUAUUAACCGAAGUUUUGCGUAAAGUACCCCAUCAAUUGUCUAUUAAAAAUUGGGAUGUUAUACGCAUUGGUUUGGGCCAUUGGAUAUUAAGUUUGACCAAGUCUUUGGAUUAUGCUUUAGAGAAGCAAGAUGAAAAGACUUUAUACUUUACCCUACACGUCUUUAAACUAUUUGCCGCUUUAACCUCAUUCUUUGCUGAAGAAAAACAAAAAAGUUCAACAGAACUAAUCAAAAAUGUCUACGAUGAAUGGAUACAAGUGUUUUCACGCGAUGUAUAUCUAACAUUGUUCAAAUCAUUUUAUCGUAUUUGUCAAUACCAAGAUAUUUCAUCCAACUUUUCUGACAGCUGGGAAAUAUUUUUAAAUGAACUAACCAAAACUAUGGAUCAUAUGGAUUAUGGUGUUGUUUAUGCGUUUUGUAAAAACUCUAGCCAAAUUACCCUGGAUCAUGUGUGUAAUUUCCUGUUGAAAAACUUAUCCAGUCCGGUGCAUUCUUUACGUACUUUAAGUAUCUUUAUGAUGCGCCAACUAACACCCCACUUUGUGGCCGAUGAUAUUGAGGUGUACGACAAGAAAUCGGAGCAAAUUGAUAAAGAUGAGCAUAAGAUUGUUAAAUGGCAUUUCUUGAAUCGUUUCGAAGACUAUAUAGGACGUUAUGAUAUGGCAAUACAGAAAUAUAUUAAAGAAUUUAGUUUCAAAUUAACGGAAAUAGCAGAUAUGGAAAGUAUAGAAAGACAUGAAGCUUUUAGCUAUUUAAUGUUGUGGGAUUGUAUUAUCUAUGCUUGUGCCAAAUCACCAGUAGCUUUACGUUCUGUAUACACCUCCUGGUUGCAUGAAAAUAAAUAUGAAGAGAAUUUACUACAAUUUUUAUUCCGCUCAAUGCCGGCUGAAAUUUUGAAAAAUCACAGUUCCAAACAAUUAAACAACGAAAUUUUCAAAGGUCUCUCUUGGACACAAAUACAAGAUCCUAACUUAACAUUGGAAAAGUAUGUCUGUCAUUUGUAUACCGUUGUGUUGAGUAAACUACCGGCUGUUGUUCGCAAAUGGUGGAAUACUAGUCCCUCGAGGCAAAAGACCUUUGUCGACACUUUAACCACAAACUUUGUUUCUCCGAUUAUAUGCCAGGAGGAACUAAUGGCCAUUGCUAGUAAAAAGGAUAAACAUGAAAAUAUGCAGGUAACUGUACACAUAUCGACCCGUGAAGUUUUAGCGGUAUAUUCAAUUGAUGAGGCUCGCAUGGAAUUGGUCAUAACAUUGGCCUCCAAUUAUCCCUUGGGAUCAGUAAAAGUGGAUUGUAAUAAACAAAUUGGAGGACGUUCAUCAUCACGUAACGUGGCCAUGCAAUUGACCAUAUUCCUAACACAUCAGAAUGGCACCAUAUUUGAUGGUCUGGCUUUGUGGAAAAAUAAUCUGGAUAAGAAAUUCGAAGGCGUUGAAGAAUGUUACGUUUGUUAUACGGUUAUUCAUCAAGACACCUGUCAAUUACCCAAAUUAACCUGUAAAACUUGUAAAAAGAAAUUCCAUGGUCCCUGUUUGUAUAAAUGGUUUACCACCAGCUCAAAAUCUACUUGCCCUAUUUGCCGUAAUGUUUUCUAAAUUUGUGUAAUUUUUUUGAAAUACGUAAAUGUGUGCAACACACAUCAUGGAGCAAUAUAUUAUUCAUGGCUGUUUUGGUUGAGUCAAAUAUGUAUGUAUGUCUAUGGAAACGUUUAAAUUAAAAUAUUUAUAUUUUAAAUGUAAUUUUAAAAGUAAUUAAUAAAACAAAUAAACAAUGAUUAAGAAUAAAGUAAA
Molecule: messenger RNA, 5559 nt
Organism: Calliphora vicina (urban bluebottle blowfly)
Lineage: Eukaryota; Metazoa; Arthropoda; Insecta; Diptera; Calliphoridae
Gene: Ltn1
Product: E3 ubiquitin-protein ligase listerin
Exons: 15
Coding region: 106-5364 (1752 amino acids)
Biological process (GO): rescue of stalled cytosolic ribosome; ribosome-associated ubiquitin-dependent protein catabolic process
Cellular component (GO): cytosol; RQC complex
Molecular function (GO): ribosomal large subunit binding; ubiquitin protein ligase activity
Source: RefSeq, a predicted model, not a curated record